AUGUCUGACCGCACAAAAACUAUCCGAAGAUCCUCUUCUUCAACUCCUAUCCUACCACAAGGCCCAGAUGCUUUCCUCCCUUCAAAACAACAUCAACAAACUUCUCAAAAUAAUCAUCAUUAUAACCAACAACAUCAACAACAUCAACAACAUCAACAACAUCAACAACAUCAACAACAUCAACAACAUCAACAACAUCACCAACAUCACCAACAUCAACAUCAACAAAAUAAUCCCAUCAAUCAAUCAUCCAACCAACAAUCUUCUUCAACUCAAACAAAACCAAACCCAAAUCCUUACCAUUUACCCCUCUAUAUUGGCCUUAAUCUUCCAGCUGAUGACCCCCAAUUCUAUCUAACUAAUUCUAUCCCCACCGCCACUACUGCACGAGGCUCCCUAGGAUCGCCAGCGUCAGGUUCCACUGUAACCUUACCCAAUAAAGGAACCUCCUCCUCCUCCUCCUCCUCCUCCCCUUUAAUCAAUCCUUCUAAACUUGCCCAAAAACCUCACCUCAAAAUAAUAACGCCUGGCCCAGCAAACUCCUCCUCCAGCCCUGCCUCCACUGCCGGAUCAAUACUCAAACGUACAGAUUCCACUCUCGUUCAAGCAGCCCUGAACGCCAAUUAUGACUUUAUAACCUCUCGCGUCUCCUCGCAAACUUAUAUCGACAAAGUCAAGAGUAUCUACUUUAAGACAGAAGCAGCCUUGGAUCUUGCCGUUGCUCAAACAAAUGGUCUACCUAAUAAUAAUAAUAUUAUUAAUAACAAUAACAACAUACACCCAACAGUCUCCUCUCCUUUCGAUGCUAUGAUUGUACCCACCUUGACACAUCGAGACUCCGUCCUCACUCCGGGGUCCCAUCUUCGCAAUGUCAUCACAAUCAUUGCGCCUUGGGUCGAACUUGAUGCAAAUACUCCGCGCGUCGCCGCGCUGGCCGCAGGCGUCGCCGUCGCAGAAACUGUCUACGCUGUAAAAGCCGGAGUUUCCAAGCUUCUCAUCUUUGGACCUCGUCGUAGAACAAAUCUCGACCAAUAUACUCGGGCAAUGGCUCAAGUACUUGCCGCAGCAGGUCCCAAUGUUGCUGUCUUUGUCUCAAUGGCCUUUGCUGAAAACGCAGCUCCAGCUAUGGCCCCAGCAACGUCUCAUUCAAAAUCAAACACUGCAACAAGCCCACAGCAAAAACAACAACCACCAUCAUCAUCACAGCCAUCAGCACAACCAUCAGCACAACCAUCAGUACAACCAUCCCAAAUCAUGGUCCCUUCAGUUGACCCGUUAUCCCUAUGGGACCUCUGGAACUCUCUCAGAGCUGCUCUCAAUUACCCUAAAAAUUUGCACGUAGCAUUACAAGUGCCUCCCAAUUGUGCCACUCUGCCUCCAGUCGUACUCGACCGAUGGUACGCUGAACCUGUGGCUAUGCUCACAAUCUCUAGUCAAAUCUUCAUGCCCAAUCAAAAGGGGUACCCAGUGCUGCCUAAAGCUACCCAAACCCUGCUUGGUCGCUUCUUUAAUAAAUCUCCACACAUUGUACUCUCAGAUAUCUACAAAACCCCCCCAGACAAGCAGCACGGCCCACUCAAUGACAACAUCAACAUCAACAAUAACAAUAACAACGAUGACGACGAAAACUGUGCUUUUACAGGAGGCUACGCUUCUUUUUUAAUGUAUAUCCGACACCUCCUGCGCAUUCGUCCUAAACCUACCCCAGUGUUCAGCUUCGGAGCUUCCCAUAGAGACGUUCUACAACUCCCAUUACAGCCCCUCGCAGAUAGCCUUCCAGAUGCUACCUACGCCGUGUUUGAGCGUGACCCCGUCAAGUAUGCUCUCUACGAACGCGCAAUCCAUUCAGCCCUAUUUGAUCUCCCAGAAUCACUGUCGCAUGUCACUAUAGUUGUAGCCGGUGCUGGUAGAGGUCCGCUUGUGGACCGGGCUCUUGCAGCUGCCAAACGCGCGCGACGCACUGCACACAUUUACGCGCUGGAAAAAAACCCAGAGGCUUGUGCAACGUUGCGUCGACAGCUGGCCACAAACUGGACCAAAGAGCGGCUAAAUUAUUAUUACAAUGACAUGGAGGACGAUGAUGAUGACGAGACCCAGAAACAAGGCUCAAAAGCUCCUAAGAAUUGUGUCGAACUCGUGUGCACAGACAUGCGUGCAUGGAGCCUGCCUGCCGGCGGGCCCCGGUAUGCUCACGUGAUUGUGAGCGAAUUGCUUGGGUCGUUUGGUGAUAAUGAACUUUCACCUGAGUGUCUUGAUGCCCUGGACACUAACGGCGUUCUGGAUCCAGAACACGGCGUCAUGAUUCCGCAGUCAUACACUUCAUGGUUUGCUCCAGCCAUGUCUGCGACCUUGUAUGCGUCUGCACGCGAGUUCCCGUUGCAGGACAUGUUACAGAGUACCGGCCAGGGCAAACACUCAGCACCAGCACACCAGCAACAACACCAACACCAACACCAACACCAACACCAACACCAACACCAACAACCUCGGCCGGCCAAUGCGCAGAUGCAAAUGCCAUACGUGGUGCUGCUGGACGCGGUGGAUCGUAUUGCUCCAAACCAAAUUGCCAAGGCAUGGACGUUCACCCACCCGUCAGCAUAUGGUGCACGGUUAUUGCGGCAGUACGCGCACUCUGCAGCUGCGUCACCGUAUUACCGCGUGAGCCCGUUGGACGCCAUUGGGCUGCACGCGCCUACCAGUCCGACGUCCACCCGAGCCAGUCCUGGAGUGGGUUCUGUUUUCUCGACUUCUGCAGCUGCAGCUGCUGCCACAACAACUACAGGCAGUGCGUCUGUUGCAUCGUCGCUGAUGUCUCUACAAGCAGAAACAGGGGCUGUUGGUGGGGAAGUCCAGUCGGCAACAGCAGCUGCAGGAGCAGCUGCGGCGGUUGCAGCGUCACGGACGCUUUCGGCAGUGACGCAAUCUAACAGACACAACACGCGGAAAGCUAAACACACGUUCCGAGUGCCACGGCAGUGUGUGAUGCAUGGGAUUGCUGGGUACUUUGAGUGUGUGUUGUAUAAGGACAUUGGGUUUUCGACGCGACCCGAGACGUUGCAGAUGGGGAGCAAAGACGGGCGGAAACGGGAGAAUGAGGAGCAACCGGUGAUUCCAUUUUCUGAGGACCUAGUGUCAUGGUUCCCGUUAUGGUUCCCGUUGAGUGCACCGUUGUACGUGCCGGAAGGUGCAGAGCUAGAUGUGGCACUUUGGCGGGAAACGGAUGGCGGACGGGUAUGGUAUGAAUGGUUAGUAGAGGCGUAUCUUCGGGAAGGCGGGCUUGUUCCGAUGCCGUUGGAGGGUAGUACAAGUAGCGGUAGUGGUGAGGGUGCUCGGUAUGUGGAGGAGGUUUAUAUGAGGAUGCAGCAGAAGCGGCGAGUACGGGUUGGAGUUUCUGAGUUACAUAAUGUGAAUGGAGAGUGUUAUUCCAUGUAUUUGUGA
Molecule: messenger RNA, 3438 nt
Organism: Magnusiomyces paraingens
Lineage: Eukaryota; Fungi; Ascomycota; Dipodascomycetes; Dipodascales; Dipodascaceae
Exons: 1
Coding region: 1-3438 (1145 amino acids)
Biological process (GO): regulation of DNA-templated transcription
Cellular component (GO): nucleus; cytosol
Source: RefSeq, a predicted model, not a curated record